AUGUCGACCGCUGUGGUUUACAAGUACAUGGCGAGUCAGCCCGGCGAGGACCUGUGUACGUUUUACCAGGAACACCAGUGCUCCGGCUUUGAGUACAGCUGCAACAGCGGGUACAGGGAGAGUGCCCUGUGUGACGUUCCAUGCAAUCUGCAGGCCUUCGCUGACACGACGUGCUACGGUGCGAUGUGGGCACCGAUGAUGUUUACAGUUGCUCCUCUGCUGGUACUCUCCGUUUUCUUUCUAUGUGCCUGCUUGUUCUCGCUGAUAUUGACUGUGAAGAUGGUCAUGAUCGGCCGACGUGUCGCACAGAGGAGCAUUUGA
Leptomonas pyrrhocoris is the source of this 321-nucleotide messenger RNA. RefSeq lists its product as hypothetical. The record is from RefSeq and is a predicted model, not a curated record. NCBI's taxonomy places the organism in Eukaryota, Euglenozoa, Kinetoplastea, Trypanosomatida, Trypanosomatidae. The transcript has a single exon. The coding region runs from base 1 to 321 and encodes 106 amino acids.